AUGGCAGCCAUUCUCCUGAGGACAAGGCCCAAGGUCCCAGUAUCAUUUGAGGACGUGGCAAUGUACUUCACAAAGACAGAAUGGAAGCUUCUGGAUCUCAAACAAAGAAUCCUCUACAAGCAGGUGAUGCUGGAGAACUAUGGCCAUUUAGUGUCAUUGGGAUUUGCCUUCUCCAAGCCUCGCCUGGUGUCCCAGCUGGAGCGAGGGGAGGGGCCUUGGGUAGCAGACUCCCUUAGAGGCCAAGCAGAGGCAGAAUCACAUGCAGGUGAGAGGAUAAAGAGAAAGACAGCCAUUUCAAAACAGAAAUAUUCUGGAAGAGGACGAGGCACCAAGAGAGUGUCUGCACAGAGAGGUCCCCAGGACUCUGUACACAAUCCGGUUCUAAGGCAACAGCUUUCCAAGGGAGUCGAGAAACGGUACCUGUGUCAACAGUGCGGGAAAUCCUUCAGCCGCAGCUCCAAUCUGAUCAAACACCGCAUCAUCCACAGUGGCGAGAAGCCCUUCGCCUGCAGCGAGUGCGGGAAGCUGUUCCGCCGCAGCUUCGCGCUGCUGGAGCACCAGCGCAUCCACAGCGGUGAGAAGCCGUAUGCGUGCGGCGAGUGCGGCAAGACCUUCACGCGCAGUUCCAACCUCAUCAAGCACCAGAUCAUCCACAGCGGCGAGAAGCCCUUCGCCUGCAGCGAGUGCGGGAAGCUGUUCCGGCGCAGCUUCGCGCUGCUGGAGCACCAGCGCAUCCACAGCGGCGAGCGGCCUUAUGCGUGCAGCGAGUGCGGCAAGGCGUUCAGCCGCAGCUCCAACCUCAUCGAGCACCAGCGCACCCACAGCGGCCAGAAGCCCUACACCUGCCCCGAGUGCGGCAAGGCCUUCAAGGGCGUCUCGCAGCUCAUUCACCACCAGCGCAGCCACAGUGGCGAGAAGCCCUUCGCGUGCCAGGAGUGUGGCAAGGCGUUCCGCGGCCGCUCUGGCCUCAGCCAGCACCGGCGCGUGCACAGCGGCGAGAAGCCCUAUGAGUGCAGCGAGUGCGGCAAGGCGUUUGGCCGCCGCGCCAACCUGUUCAAGCAUCAGGCGGUGCACGGUGGCAUACGGGCCUCCGAGCGCCGGGGCCGCGCCAAGGGGCUGAGGCGCGGCUGCAUGCUCCUUGAGCCGAGGCGUGGGCACCGAGGGCCGCGGCCCCAGGAGGGCGGCGAGAGCAGCUCGGCCGAGCCCCGGCGGAGCCGCAGCGGCCAGAAGCCACAUACGUGUGAGCACUGCGGCCAGGCCUUCGAGAGCAAGUCGCAGCUGAGUGGCCACAGGCACUCCCAUGGCGGCGAGAAGCCCCAGGCAGGCAGCCCACGGGCGGCGGCUUUCGAGGGGAAGUCACUCAUUGAGGGGAGCGAUGGCGGCCACGGGGCCAGCGUUCUGGGCUCUGGGAAGACCCAGAGCAAAGCCUCGCCCUGA
Messenger RNA from Marmota flaviventris (yellow-bellied marmot), 1437 nucleotides. Lineage: Eukaryota; Metazoa; Chordata; Mammalia; Rodentia; Sciuridae. The record is from RefSeq and is a predicted model, not a curated record.